CCCAGAAUGCAUUGCAACAAAAAGUCUCACUAUCAUGACGCAUCUACAACAUAGGGGAAAGCCUACACUUCUGAAGCCUUCUAUUUGCUAACCUUGAGGAGAGGUUUGUUCCUUCUGGUUAGCAACCAAAUAAUUAGCGUUGUCGCUUCCAGGAUUGCUUAGUAUGUGUCAUGAGUGCUCUCCAGCUGCCUUUUUAUUAGGGCUUGCUGCUGGUAAGAGGGCUUCAGUGGCGAGUAGCGCGCUAACCCCAGCUAGCUAACUGAAGUGGACCCGAAUUGGAACCAGUUUGUGAAACAAUAACUUAGGAGAGCAGCAUUCAUAUAAGAAGACAGCCGUCCAAAAAGGAAGGGCUGACAGUGGACGUUAAACUGGCGGGACAUUGCCCUAAAAGUGCACCACAAAGCCUGGCCACAUCAAGUUUCAGGCUACAGAUGAAGAUGAAGACCAAUGUGAGAAAGUAGGAGGAAGGGGUCAUUCACAAGAGUCAUGAAUCUUCAUCAGGUCCUCACAGGGGCAGUUAACCCCGGGGACAAUUGUUUCUCUGUAGGGAGCGUCAACAAUGUACCAUUCACGGCCUAUGCUUCUGGCUGUGAUGUGGUCAUUUUGGGCACCGACUUUGAACGAGUGCAGAUCAUCCCUGGUGCCAAACAUGGCAACAUCCAGGUGGGAUGCGUUGACUGCUCGCUGCAGGGAGGACAGAUUGCAGCUUCCUAUGGAAGCAUUGUAUGCAUUUUUGAGCCAGUUAAGCAUCUGGACCAAAAGGACACAUCUUUGACAAAGUUGAACUGCCAGUGGCAGAAGACUGGUCAAUUUGUUUUGCAGUCUAUAGUGCACAACCUGAAAUGGCACCCCAAAGGGAGCAUGCUUUUAACUGGCUCCAGUUGCCUGCAGUUAUGGUCUCAUUGUGAAGGAGGGAAAGACACUGAGGGGGGACAGCAGGCUGAAAGAGACGCUCUUUGUAGUUGGAGGUGCAUCUGGCAAAGCAAGACGGCCUCUCCUGUCAGUUUUAUGAAAUUUUCUCCUGAUGGAGAAUUCUUUGCUACUGCUGGUCAAGAUGACUGCCUGGUAAAGGUGUGGUAUAGCACAAGUAAGUGGAAGUCUGGGAUAUUCAGACUGUUCACCCCCCCGGAAUCCAGUGUCGACUUCCAGGGAGAGCUUGCCUUUUCCUUUGUGUACCUGGCCCAUCCACGCUCGGUCAUUGGCUUCUCUUGGAGGAAGACCAGCAAAUACAUGCCACGGGGUUCAGUGUGUAACGUCCUGCUCACCAGCUGUAAGGACAGCGUGUGUCGGCUCUGGGCGGAGACUCUGUUGCCAGGUGACAGCCUCCUAUCUGGUCACCAUAGCAACCAACACACUGAUACUGCCGACUCGUCCAGGAUAAGCAAUGGGAACGCACAAGCACCGGAUCCCUUGCUCACUGGCUACUUACCCCACAAUCAAAAUCGACAUUGCAACCACAAGAAGAGCAGCAGCAACCUUCCCCAUGCCAAUGCGCUCUGUCACUUUCACAUAGCUGCCAGCAUCAACCCUGCCACAGACAUUCCACUGCUUCCCUCCAUCUCCUCACUGAGUGCUGUGGAGGAUGAGGAACCUGGAGGUCUUUUCACUGUCCAUUGGCUCAACAACAAAGAACUUCAUUUCACUUUAGCAAUGGAAGUCUUCCUUCAGCAGAUUCGUGGCAGCCUAGAGCAACAGAACGAAUGCUCUCAAGAAGACACUGAUAACGAGGAUAACUUUAAUCAGGAAGAUGACAGGCCAAGUGACUCUCAAGGACCUGAUGUCCUGGAGCUCCCACUGGCUGCUGUGGAUCACCAUGUGGACGUGCGUUUGGAUGAGUGGAACAAAGGAGCGGACAUGCUGUUCAGCAUCCAUCCCAUGGAUGGCUCCCUGUUGGUCUGGAAUGUGGACUGGUUAGAUGAAUAUCAUCCCGGAAUGUUUAGACAAGCUCAGGUGUCAUUUGUGUCUCGUAUCCCUGUGGCGUUUCCUGCAGGGGAUGCGAUCUCCCUCAGCCACAGCGUGGUCAUGUAUGCUUGCAACAAGAACGUGGACCUGGCUAUCCAACACGGUAGACAAAGACCACCCGGAAACACAUUACCCCAAACCAAAUCUGCACUUAUUUCUUAUGGCCGUCAAGUAAAAGUCGCCCCCAGCAGUAGUCUUCGCCUGAGCAUAUUCACCCCCAACGUGCUCAUGAUCUCCAAGCAUGAUGAUGGCUCCCUCAACCAGUGGGCAGUUAGUUUUGCAGAGGACUCCGCUUUCUCCACGGUGCUCAGUGUGUCUCACAAGUCAAGAUACUGUGGGCACCGCUUCCACCUAAAUGAACUGGCCUGCCACUCACUGCUGCCUCUGCUCCUCACCACCUCACACCACAAUGCACUGAGGUCCCCUGAGGCGGACAGUAUUCUUGCACCCCCAGAGGUCUUCUCCUCUGGGCUGUCUUCUUCACACGGCUCUCGACCCAGCCGGUUGUCCCUUGGGGGAGUUUUGCAGGAUCCCAAUGCUAUCUACAGCGAGCUGAUUUUGUGGCGGGUCGACCCCGUGGGUCCGCUAUCCCUGUCAGGAGGCGUGUCUGAGUUGGCUCGGAUCAAUUCUCUUCACGCCUCUGCUUUCGCCAAUGUAGCCUGGCUGCCCACGCUCAUCCCCAGCAGCUGUUUAGGUGCGUAUUGUAAUUCUCCCAGUGCCUGCUUUGUUGCAAGUGACGGCCACUCACUCAGGCUUUAUCAGGCCGUGAUUGAAGCCAAGAAACUCCUGAGCGAGCUCUCCAAUCCUGAGAUAUCAAAAUAUGUUGGCGAGGUGUUCAACAUCAUCAGUCAGCAGUCCACGGCAAAACCUGGGUGUAUUAUUGAAUUGGAUGCUGUUACUGACUUUCAAGGAAAGGAGACACAGCUCCUUCACGUGUUUGAGGAAGAUCUAAUCCUUGGCAGUGAAAGACCUGACACAGUGGAGGAAUUGUUGAAUUCAUCUCAAUCUGCACAGAGCAAGCCCAUCUUCACUGCAAGUUUCUUCCUUGUAGUUGUUGAAAUAACCCCAAGUGGUCGCUCACUUUUACAGAUGUGGCAUCUUCAUCUCGCUGCCAAACCCGUCAAUGAGACAUUCACGGCCAAAUAUCCCCUCACAGCUGCUUCAACAACCCGCUCUCAGUUUAACUUUGAGACCUUCAGUUCCCUGAUAACUCAGAAGAGUAAACCCUGCACAUCCAAUCUGCAGAGCGCCUGUCGCCUCAGCCUCACCACACAGCGGCUUUGCAGCCAAGAGUUGCCUCUGCCAGCAGGAGUGGAGGCCAUCAGCAUUACACCCUCAGCAGGUCACCUCAGUGCAUCAUGUUCAAUGCCAGCUGGCCGUGUGCCAUACCUUCUUGCUACUUCCUGUUCUGAUGGGAACGUGCGAUUCUGGAGGUGUACCGUCACACCAUCGGAGACCCUCAGUAGUGACAAUUUGGUAUAUCGGUGGGAGGAGUGGCCUCUCCUUGUGGAAGACAGGCUUCCCAAUUGCAGUGCCGUGAGUGUGCCGGGUCGUCCCAUUCAGGUCAGCUGCUGUCACACAGGGAGGAUUGCAGUUGCUUACAGGCAGACAACACCAGAUUUGCCUUUGAAAUUGACACCUCAACUCAACUCUCACACACUGCUGACUUCUCCUCCCGCACUCGUUUCUUCACCUUAUUUGCACCACAACAACAGCCACACAAGCCAGCACGUUCCUCCCACCAUAACAGUGCAGAACAGCCCUAAUCUGUCCUCAAGCCCUUCCCUAGCAAACAGGAGAGAGCAGAUGGUCUACAUCAGCAUCUUCCAAUGCGAGUCCACAGGUGGUUCCCAGUGGAUCCUAGAGCAGACUGUAGUCCUGGACGAAGCAGAUACUGUAGCUAGCACAACUCCAUGUAGCAACAUCAACUGGCCUGUUCCAAAUGAGCACUGCCUUGGUUCUUAUAAGAGUCUGGUUCACUUAGACUGGGUCUCCCAAGAGGAUGGGUCACAUAUUCUGACUGUUGGCAUUGGGACAAGGAUUUAUAUGUAUGGCUGUAUCUCUGGCAAGCCCCCUGAACUCUGCCUUUCAUCUGAUGCCAGUAGAGACCAGUGCUUGUCCCGUCUGGUUUUGCUUCGAUCUGUCGACCUGAUUUCCUCUGUUGAAGGCUCACUGCCCAUCCCCGUCUCCCUAUCCUGGGUACGUGAUGGCAUUUUGGUGGUAGGCAUGGACUGUGAGAUGCAUGUCUACUCCCAGUGGCAGCCCCCAGCACCAGCCAAACCAAACGCUGCCGUUGUCCAAGACACAGACAUUUGCAGCAGUGUGUCCUCCAUUCUCUCUGCAGUCAGACAAAGCCAGGAGGAAGGUCUUACUCUUGGGCCUUUCAAUUCCUUACUGGCUCCUCCUAAAAAGGCCCUUACGAGGUCAAUGAUGAGCCUCGCUCAGAAGCUAAGUGGAAAAAGAACAGCUUAUGAUCUACCCAUGGAGAUGGAAGAUUCAGGACUGUUUGAAGCAGCUCAUCAACUCUUUCCCACACUACCACAGUAUCACCCAGUACAACUAUUGGAGCUUAUGGAUCUGGGGAAGGUUCGCCGUGCCAAAGCUAUCCUCUCCCACCUGGUGAAAUGCGUCGCUGGGGAAAUAGUAGCUCUGAAAGACAACGCCACCAACCCAGAGAAACGUGUACGCUCUCGGACCAUCAGUGCAGGAGGCAGCACGGCCAGGGAACGGAAAAUGUUUGGCAAAGAAGAGAACUCCACACCAGAUUACACAGAGAUCAGCUCCAUUCCUCCUCUGCCUCUCUAUGCCCUUCUUGCAGCAGAUGAAGAUACUCCCCCAAAGCCUGAAAAAGUCGGCAGUUUGAGUGGUGAUAGUGGGCAUGGAUCCAGUCACACAGACGCUUACGAUGAGUUAUUUCACACACCCAGCAUGGCGGAUUUGGACCCUCUGGAUCACGAUGAGCAAGAAGAAACUGGGAACAAGGUAAUUGACUUGUCCCAGUACAGCCCCACAUACUUUGGCCCAGAGCAUGCCCAGGUUCUCUCCAGUCAUCUCCUCCACUCCAGUUUACCAGGAUUAACCCGGAUGGAGCAGAUGUCUCUCAUGGCACUGGCUGACACCAUUGCUACCACCAGCACAGACCUGAAAGACAGCCAGGGCAAGAGCAAAGGCGGCGAGACGCUAGAUGAGUGCGGCCUAAAGUUUUUGCUCGCCGUCAGACUACACACCUUCCUCUCGACCUCUCUCCCGCCAGCACACCGAGCACAGCUGCUACGGCAAGGCCUCUCGACGUGUCACUAUGCCUGGGCUUUCCACUCGGAAGCUGAAGAGGAGCUGCUUCACAUGCUGCCCUCCCUCCAGAAGGGUGAGCCCACUUGGCCUGAGCUGCGGUCCAUGGGUGUGGGCUGGUGGCUGAGGAGUACCAACAAACUUCGCAGAUGCAUUGAGAAGGUUGCUAAGGCCUCUUUUCAGAGAAGUAAUGAUCCUCUGGAUGCAGCUAUAUUUUACCUGGCAAUGAAGAAAAAGGCAGUGGUUUGGGGACUGUACAGAUCUCAGAAGAAUCCCAAAAUGACAGAGUUUUUCCGCAACAACUUCAGUGAAGACCGGUGGAGAAAAGCAGCACUGAAAAAUGCAUUCUCUCUGUUGGGGAAGCAAAGGUUUCAUCAUUCUGCAGCCUUUUUCCUUUUAGCUGGCUCCCUGAAGGAUGCAGUGGAGGUGUGUUUGGAAAAACUUCAGGACCUUCAGCUGGCUCUUGUGAUAUCCAGAUUAUACGAGUCUGAGUUUGAGACCGCAUCCACCUACAAAAAGAUCCUCCAGAGACAUGUGUUGGGACACGAUAAACAGAUAUCAAUGCACCAGGAUCCAUUCUUGCGGAGCAUGGCCCACUGGGUGCUGGAGAACUACAGCAAAGCCUUGGACACUCUGAUGGAGCAGACUGCCAAUAACACAAACUCUGGGUCAACUGAUGCCGGUUCCAUGCUCACGUCCUCAAGUAGUGCUGAAGUUUUCAACUUUUACACUUACCUCUGCACCCAUCCGCUCCUCCUCCGUCGACAUUUCAGCUCUUCCGAUAAAGCCAAAGUAGCUCUGACCGCUGAGGGGCGCAGGCCUGAUUCCAUUAGCUUGGAAGAGCGAAGAGUGUUUUUCACUGCCGCAUACGCUCACUUGCAAGCGGGCUGCCCAAUGCUGGCGCUUGAAGUCCUCUCCAAGAUGCCCAAUGUCCGCAAAAACUCCAACCAGGAGGCCACUGACCUCAGCACUGGUAGUAAGAACCUGCUAACAUCAGAGCCAGAUUGGUCCGAAUCUGCGCUGAAUGGCUAUGAGUCAGGUGGGGACAGCCACAGCCAGUCGGAUUCAGUGUUGAGUUUUGACUGGAGCCAGCCGUCAGUGACGCUCCCGGAUGAGCCUCUGGACCUGAAGUGGGACAGCGACAAAGAUGACAACGACGAAGAAGAAACUAAAAAUGGUCAAAAUGUCAGACCUACAGACAAUGUGUUCCACGACACUCAGGACGCCAUGUUGCCUCCAAUGGAGGCCAUCGCAGGCGAGGAUAAUGUCGACAGCGACGACUUCAUUAACCCUUCUGAGGACGUUAUGGUAGCCCAGCUGAAGUUUACUACCUGCUUGAAGAUUCUGACCAAUGAGCUCAGGACACUAUCAACAGGGUAUGAACUGGAUGGAGGAAAGCUACGUUACCAACUAUACCAGUGGCUGGAAAAAGAGGUGGUAACUCUCCAGCACUGUUGCAAUUACAAGCCCUCUCUUCCAGAGGUGUCUCACCCAGAUGAUUCACCGGUGUCUGGAUUGGUUGAGGAUGAAGUGGCCACGAGUCCCUGUAGUGACAGCCAAAGGAGCAGGAGACAUUGGCUGAAGAGCAACCAGCCCUUACUGAGGAUGUUCCUGAGCUACUGCAGCUUGCACGGUUCCCAUGGUGGUGGACUGGCCUCUGUUCGCAUGGAGCUCAUUUUAUUACUUCAGGAAUCCCACCAGGACAACUACACCUCGUCAGCUGUGACAACAUGCUCUCAGCACACCUCCAUCCCUCUCCUGAUGGCGUGCACUGCCAACGUGAAGACAGUGGUGGCCAAUCCCAUAGUCCACCUGACCAACCUGACUCAUGACAUCCUGCAGACCAUCAACUCGCUCAACUCCCCUCCACAUCCCGAUGUCGUUGACAAUGAGAUAUAUGUAAUGCACACCCUGGCUGCUUCUUUGUCUGCAUGUAUAUACCAGUGUCUCUGUGAUGGACACUCGUACAGUCACAUGAACCACUUCACAGGGAUGGUGUAUCAGAGCAUCUUGCUGUCUCAGAAGCAGCCAACAAAACCUGCGGGCAUGGAUGAGACGAUUCAGCCAAACACUUCUCCUGCACAGUGGCCAGGUAUCGCCUCCAUGAGCCGUCUGUUGAGCUCAGCAGGUGAGGAGAGUCAGCCAGGUCUCGCCGUGCUGCUCUGUGAAGUCCUGACGGCUGUUUAUCUCAGCCUGUUUGUUCACGGCAUGGCCACUCACUCCAGCAAUGAGCUCUUUCGCAUCAUGGCCCAUCCUCUCAGCAGCAAACUCUGGGUGACUGUGUUUGGAGGAGGUGCACGGACCCCCGUGACUGAGAAAGCAAACAGUCCGGCAAAAACAACCCCACCAGUUUUCAGUGGUUUGGAACUACACCUCAUUAUGAUGAGUGUUUCACCGGGCGUAGACACCAGCGAAAGAAAGCCCAGGCGAUUCCGUCUGCUGUCGUCACGCAGUGCAUCGAGGGAAGAGUCCAAUAUCGAGAGGGACUCCCCUUCUAGUCCCAAGCCUGAGCCCGUUGUGGACCAGGAGGCCACUUCCAUUUUCAAAGAAUGUUUUGUACCCCCAGAGCUCAGCAUUUGGGAUUACUUCAUCAUGAAGCCAUUCCUGCCACCGACAGAAAACAGAGUUGAAUACGACUCAGAAGAGAGUCAUGGCAGCGAGGAUGAGGAUGAGGAAGAUGAACUUGAUGAUGAUAUAUUUCAUCCCAGCUCUCCUCAAAAAGAACAUACAAACUACAAUUCAUACAGUUGGUGUUUAAUGCGCUUGGCAAUGGUUCAGCUGGUGCUAGUCAACCUCAAGUCAUUCUACCCGAUGGCAGGAUAUGAUCUAUUGGACCUCCCUGUGGGCUCCCCGCUGUGUCACAGUGUGCUGAAGACGCUGCAGCGCUGGGAGCAGGUGCUGCAGAAAAGACUGGAGAUCUUUGGCGGCCCCCCCUCCACGUAUAUCGCCACACACUUUCAAGACGAAGCGGUCACACCGGGCCCUGCCAUUCUAAGGCACAAGGUUCUGUUCGAACCAUCCAAUACACCAUUCAGGACGAACCACCAUUCAGCCCUGCCUGUCAAGCGUCUUUGGCAGUUCUUGGUAAAGCAGGACGAAGUGCAGGAAACCUUUAUCAAAAACAUCUUCACCAAGAAACGGGAUGUGAGCCAGUCGGUUGAGGACCAGACUGAUAUGAAAUGUUCAGGGAUGGACGAGACGGGACGCCAUCAGACUGAGUCUGAUCUGGGAUGCCCUGGAGGGAAGGCCCGCAUCAUUCACAAGGAGUCAGACAUCAUCACGGCCUUUGCCAUCAACAAGGCAAAUCGUAAUUGUUUAGUCAUGGCCUCUACACAUGACAUUCAGGAGUUGGAUGUGUCAUCCAUCUUGGCCACACAGAUCUUGACGUGGAUCGAUGACGAGGAGGUCGAAGCUAAAGGAGUGGCCACUGAUGACUUCCUGGUGGUGCAUGCACGUGACGACUUUGCCUCCCUCCAUGGCACCACGCCGUAUACUCACAGCAGCCCCGGCACACCCAUCAACAUGCCUUGGUUGGGGGGCCAUCAGACAGGCCGCGGAGCCUCUGUGAUGAUCAAGAGAAAUAUCAACAAUGUGAGAAGAAUGACCUCCCAUCCCACGCUGCCGUACUACUUGACGGGGGCACAAGAUGGGAGCGUGAGGAUGUUCGAGUGGGGUCACUCCCAGCAGAUCAUCUGCUUCAGAAGUCCAGGCAACUCUAGAGUGACCAGGAUACGCUUCAACCACCAAGGAAAUAAGUUUGGAAUUGUGGACGCUGAUGGCAGUUUGAGUCUCUGGCAGACCAACACGAGUGGAGCCGCUCCCAAGCCCUAUCUGACACAGCAGUGCCACAACAAGACAGCUCAUGAUUUUGUCUUUGUUGGCUCCUCCUCCCUUAUCGCCACAGCGGGUCUGUCCACAGACAACCGGAAUGUAUGUCUGUGGGACACUCUGGUCACUCCCGCUAACAGCCUUGUUCAUGCCUUUUGCUGCCACGAGUCCGGCGCCACCGUGCUCUUAAUGGCGCCCAGGCAGCAGCUGCUCAUCACAGGCGGGAGGAAGGGCUGGAUCAGCAUCCUGGAGCUCCCUCACAGACACCAGCGCCAGAGCUUCCAGGCCCACGACUCGCCUGUGAAAGCGCUCGCCGUUGACCCGACCGAAGACUGCUUCAUUAGCGGGUCCGCCGAAGGCAGUAUUAAGGUGUGGAACCUGGCCACGCAGUGUCUGCUCUACAGCUUCCCCAACGAACACGCCCGCCAGUCGCUCUUCAGGAACUUGGGCACGGGCGUGAUGCAGAUCGAGGUGGGGCCGGCCAAUCACAUUUUCUCCUGCGGCGCCGACGGCACCAUGAAGAUGAGGAUCCUGCCCAACCGCUUCAGCACCAACAACAACAACAACCACCACCAAGGCGACCUCAAGAAUGACGUUGUCAAGUUCAUUUAGCUGGAGGGGGCUUUUCCAUCCUGUUCCGGUUCUUGGUUCACCAGCUUGAGCGCUGUACUCCAGAACCUGAAGUGGACACAGGGUGUUUUUUUUCUACAAGACAUACACUGCCAUGGUGGAGGUGAGAACGUCUUCAUCCUUCAUUGAUUGAAGUGUUCCCUGAAGUGCUUUAAGAUAAGCGUCACCACUCUCCAUCCAGCUAAGGGGGAAUCUCAAGUUUGUCAUCUAAAGCACAUUUGAAUUGUGGGGAAGUAAAACAGGUACUGGUCGUACUGCUGCCAGAAUUUCCUAAGCUUUUUUUCCCCCCGGACCCAAACAUACUAAAAACAUCUUGUAUUGUCUUAUAUUGUACAUAAACAACACAGAAGGCAGCCAUUUUAUACGAUAAGUCCUGCUUUAUGAUCAGUAAAUCAAAUAUAUUGACACACAGCUCACUUUGGGAAACCCUGCACUACGCCAAUGGGGAAGUAGUCCAGUAUAAAUGCCUGUACAAAUGACCUUUAUUUCCAGUGUUGUGACGAGCUGGGCUGGCACACGUGAUGCACCCGAGGCAGGCAAGGCAUCAUUUGCACAUCAAGGUGAAGCUAAGUAAACAAUAAUGUAAAUACCAUGUACAGUACAUUGAUAUGAUUCCACACCUAUUGUAUGAAGUGUCCUUAAUCCUUUGACCACUGCUGGCACAGUCCUGACAGCAGUCCUCAUCCUUAAAAGGUAUACGAAAGUUGCACAAAAGUAGCUUGCAUUUCAUUUCACAGGCUUUUUGCAUAUGUUCCCUAAUAAGCUGAAGAACAGGUGAGCUACAUUUAAAGUGGUUAGCUGGACAGUACAGAGGCUUUCUUCCAAUAAGAGCACACGCUGCAUUAUAUCCUCUUCAUUACAGUGGUUUCUCUUUCCUGUUGGAGAAUGACUUCUUUUUUGUGCCACUAUUAAAAACAUUGUAAAUGUCACAUGGAAGGAGAAUGCUGAAUACAAACAAGCUACGUAAUAAAGUGUUAAUAUUACCCCAAAAUGUUGUCAUAUUACAAUUUUACAUCAUUUUGUGAGAAUAAUGUUGACAUCCAAAAGUAAAGGCAUCAUUUGCAAGAUGGAAGUCACAAGAUUACAAGAACAAUGUUAAAAAUCGUGUGACAAUGAGGAAAACAACCUUACAUUUUACAAAUGUACGGUCAUAUGGCUAGAAAAAAAGUAAUUAUUUAUAUAGUCAUUAUUAUUUAAAAACCAAAACAUAUGGUCAUAAUAUUACGAGGACAAAGUCCUGAUUUGGCAAAAAUAAAUUCAUGUUAUGACGAACAAAAAAAAUCAUCAUUUUACGAAAAUAAGGUGCUAAUAUUACAAGAAAAUAAUACGUUUUUCUGAGAUUACAGUUGUCAUUUUGCCAGAAUGACACAGGUUUGCAUAAAUUCAUGUCGAGGAAAGUCAUUUUCAAGGUCACAAUUUCAGUGAAACCAGAUAUAAUAUUAGAAAGGUAUUUGGUAAUAUUGUGAAGAAAAAGUUGAUUAAAAACCAAAUUAUUUUAUGAUUAUUUUCAUAGAAAUGUUUUUUCCUCCUAAAAUUGACUUUAUUCUCAUAAUAUAUCAAUAUUAUCAUAUUAUUGUAUUCCUUCUUUAUCAUAUUACAGCCUAAUUCUCCUAAGAUUACAAAAUGUGACUUGUAAAAUUGUAACGUUAUUCCUCACAAUAUUGAACUGUCAUAUUACAAUUUAAAUAAUCAUAACGCUACGAUUGGACGUGUUCAAGCUUGUUGUCCGUGUUUUUCUUUUUAUUGUAUCUCUACAGGAGGGAGUAUGUUUUGUAUAAAGUAGAAAGAGGAGUCAUAGAGUAGUUGUACUUUCUAGUAAGAGAAGAGCGGGUCAGCCACUUGCUGAAGAAUUGUGUACAUUUAUUUAUGAAACUUGUAUUGGUAGGAAAAGGCACAUGGCUGUUUUUCUCUUUGUUUGGUGAUUCAGGCCUAAACAAUCACUGUGCAAUUUGUUUUUUCCCCCUUGCCUCUGGAGAGUGUAUGUGGAAAAAGGACUGGUAAACCCAUCAAAAAUGAAUUUUAUCAAAGGCAACAACUGUGUGCUGCUUCUACAAGAGGAUGGAGAGAGAGAUAAUCAAUUUCUAUCCAAGCAAACAGCUUGACUUUUCUUUUUGGAAACAAGCUUCCAUUUAAUCUUUGUUCUUACAACUGUGAAUUGUGAUUCCAUUUUACAAUGCAGUACGAAUUGUAUCAUUAAAAUAAAUUAUGCAGAAUAAAAUAUAGAAUGCAGAAAAUUGA
This is a messenger RNA of Doryrhamphus excisus (bluestripe pipefish), 11946 nucleotides long. Lineage: Eukaryota; Metazoa; Chordata; Actinopteri; Syngnathiformes; Syngnathidae. The record is from RefSeq and is a predicted model, not a curated record.